AGAUCAACAAUGAGAAACCACACCGUGCCCACAGAGUUCAUUCUCUUGGGACUCUCAGAUGACCCAGAGCUGCAGAUUGUGAUCUUCCUCUUUCUGUUUAUCACAUACAUAUUAAGUGUCACUGGAAAUUUGACCAUCAUCACGCUCACCUUGGUAGACUCCCAUCUACAGACCCCCAUGUACUUCUUCCUCAGGAACUUCUCAGUUCUAGAAAUAACCUUUACAACUGUCUGCAUCCCUAGGUUUCUAGGCACAAUUAUUUCCAGAGACAAAACUAUUUCCUACAAUGACUGUACAGCUCAGUUGUUUUUCUUCAUCUCAAUUGGUGUAAUCGAAUUUUACCUUCUAACAGCCAUGUCCUAUGACCGCUACGUGGCCAUCUGUAAACCCCUGCAUUACACAACCAUCAUGAACAAGAGAGUCUGCAUAUUGCUAGUCUUUUCUGCCUGGCUGGCUGGCUUCUUAAAUAUCUUCCCACUGGUCAUUCUUUUUCUUCAGUUAGAUUACUGUGGAUCUAAUAUCAUUGAUCACUUUACCUGUGACUACUACCCCCUACUGCAGUUAUCCUGCUCAGACACGUGGCUCCUGGAAGUGAUUGGGUUUUACUCUGCAAUAGUGAUACUUCUGUUCACUUUAGCAUUAAUAAUUCUCUCCUACAUGUUCAUCAUUAGGACUAUUUUGAAACUCCCUUCAGCCAGUCAGAGAAAGAAGGCAUUUUCCACAUGCUUCUCUCACAUGAUUGUCAUCUCUAUCUCCUAUGGAAGCUGUAUUUUCAUGUAUGCUAAUCCUUCUGCAAAGGAAAGAGCAUCAUUGACCAAAGGAGUCGCUAUUCUCAAUACUUCUGUUGCUCCUAUGAUGAACCCAUUUAUAUACACCCUGAGGAACCAGCAGGUGAAGCAAGCCUUCAAAGAUACUAUGCAAAAGGUUAUGCUUUUCUCUGGUAAAUGA
This is a messenger RNA of Jaculus jaculus (lesser Egyptian jerboa), 948 nucleotides long. Its product is annotated as olfactory receptor 6C3-like. Gene Ontology annotation, molecular function: olfactory receptor activity; G protein-coupled receptor activity. NCBI's taxonomy places the organism in Eukaryota, Metazoa, Chordata, Mammalia, Rodentia, Dipodidae. Gene Ontology annotation, biological process: G protein-coupled receptor signaling pathway. The coding region runs from base 10 to 948 and encodes 312 amino acids. The record is from RefSeq and is a predicted model, not a curated record. Gene Ontology annotation, cellular component: membrane. The transcript has a single exon.